CUAGGCGUAUGAUUAAUGGAUUUUAAACCACAAACCGAUUUCAAAUUCAACGAAGCACUAACGGAUUCCUUCGUAAUCCACCAACAACGUCACAACAUGUCACAAACGAACGUGUUGCGCUCGGGCGCAUCACUGCUACUGCUCUGUGUAGCCUUCCUAUGUGGCAGCAUAGGCAUCACGCAUGCGCAGGAGAAUAUUAUGCCACAAAUUCCGCCCUCACUGGCCGAAUGCUAUAACACCAGUUACUUUAUGAAUCGUCAAAAUCGUCUGCCCGCCACAAUUGAAACGCUGAUCUCGCUUAUCGAAAAAGUGGAGAACACACCCAACUACAAUCAUGACAUGCGCACACUCGCCGUGGCGCUGCUGCAGCGCUUCCGUCAGGAUGGCAUACAGCGCGCCUAUGGUGUUGCCGAAUCGCCCGGCGUGAUCCCAUACAGUCCGACCGGUUUCCAGUUUCCGAAAUUCCGCAUAUUGCUAUCGCGUCUCAUACCCGGCAAUGCCUUCACUUUCCCCAACAGCACGCUGACACGUGAGGAGCGCUGUUCGCUGCACUUUAUGCUCUCCAGCUCGCUGGAUUUGCGUGUGCGCGGCGACGAAGGUCAGGUGUGUAAUCGUUUGUCACAGUAUCGCGCGCAGCGCUUGCGACGCUCCGUCAAUCGGGAACGUAACGGCGGUAUGAUCGGCGAUGUCGAGAUGUUGGAGAGUCUGAAUGCUAAAGCGCAAAAGCAAGGCUUCAAUAAGAAGGGCGCCUACAAUGCAUUCGAUAACGAUUGGGGCUGGACGAAUACGGGUAAUUCCAACAACAAUCAAAUCAGUCAAUGUCCCGUGGAGAACGGUGUUAUUUGGACGCCUUGGGGCACAGUAUCUGCUGGUACGCUUUUAGCCGGCGUUGCUACCGGCUUACAACAACAGUCUGUACAGUUGCGCACAUUGUUGGCGUUAUCGAGCCGCAAUAAUGGCUAUACAAAUCUGCCACAGACAGCCACCGUGAAUGUGGAUAAUCGUUGGGCUGCCACGCUAGCUGGUGAUCUGGCCGAAGUGGCGCUGGUGCAAGUGCCGUUCACAUCAACGGAUACGGCCUCGGUGGGCGCUAAUGGUGCCUGGAAUAGUACGGUGAUGCCGGAAUGGUACUUCUUGACACAGCGUCAAAACUUUGAAAUGACCGACGCCGAGAUACGUGGCGGCUUGGAUGGUCUGAUUAUUGCAAUGAAUAUCGUUUCGUGGCGUAAUCAAGCCUCGAAUAUGAAGUUGUCUCAGCUGCUGCGCAUGUACUACUCGACGAAUGGCGUGUUGAACAGUGGCAUUAUGGCAUGUAACCGUAAAAGUAACUUCAACCAAUAUGCAUCAGGCACCGCGAUGCUUGGUCAGACGAGCGCUUUCGCACAGGUAUUGGAUCGCGAGAUGCAAUUGGGUGUCACAUUGCAGCCCGCAAACAUUGCGCAAUUCUCUCAGUCGGCUGUCGCAGCUCUGCAAAACUAUGUCCCGAAUAGUCUUAACGACGUUACCUGUUCUGUUAGCAGCAGCGCCAAUGGCGUUUCCAAUGCGAUCACACCCAUGACCAAUAUUUAUGUGUUCUUGGAUACAACUUGGCAAUACAGCAAUAUCGUUGAUUAUCUCAAUUACAUACUGCAGCGUAUCAACGUGAACCCCUAUGCCAGUUCGGUCACUUUGCUAGCUGCUAACGAUGGUUCGGUUAUUGUCAAUACCACCAAUUAUCUAUUUGACGUUUAUCAAAACUGGAAUGUGACGCUGCAAUCGCAAUUUAACACUGGCUUUAAUUUGCCCAACGUCUUGAAGGCUGUGCAAAACUUGAGUCAAGCCUACAUGAUUGCCGAACAAACAAACUCCUCGGUGGGUGGACGCUCGCUGAUCGCUUUAAUGAUGCCCUACAGCACAGUGCAAGUGAGCGCCAGCGAUUCUUCCUAUGCCACCACACAAUUGCAAUACAUUUACGAACAAAUACCCGAUCUGCAUUUCAUUUACUACACGAGCGGUCAGAUCAACCGUUUCGCGCCGUACGUACGCGAUCCCAGCCAAGAUUUGUUUACGCUGAAUACGGGCAACACUGCGUCCUCUUCGUCCGCGCCAGUUGUGUCGCGUAUCAAUCAAAUUCCACGUCGUCUCAUCAACCCACGUUGCGGGUCCACCUGGUCUACACCCUCGUGGGGCACCGAUCAAUUGGCGCAGUAUCUUAGCCCGAACGGUACGAACUUCUAUCGCAUGAUGCCCAACUACUUCUUCGGCGCCGGCAGCAAUCGCAAUGUGGCCAUACAAUCGACCAGCGGCGUUCAGUUCAUCAUCUGCACCUCGCGCACCGUACCACUGCCAACCCAGAGCAAUGCCACCAACUACAAUGGCGCUUCGUCCGACAUCAAUUGCGCCACAAUUGGCAACGGGUUCUCCUAUGAUCUGUCCAACGCUUGCAACGGCUACAGUUACAUCAACCAGUGUCCACCGCUGUAUCUCUCGGUGCAGGCGCCCGCUACAAUCCAAUCUACGGUCUCAUGCAAUGACAACGCUUGUCAAACACCGAAUCAAGCACGUUAUGUCGUCGCGGUGACCAAUUUGGGUUGUUAUAGUGGCGUAGCUGGUCUCUUUGCCAGCUUCGUUACUGUUGCGCUAGCGUAUUUCCUGCGUGAAGCCUUGCAGUAGUGCCUUAUUUCUUUAGUAUUUUUUCUACAUACACACACAUAUUUUCAUAAUUUGGUUUACCAGUGUUGCCACUGUACUUAGUACAGUAUUGAAAUUCAGCGUUAAGUUUAUCAGCAUCCCAAAGACACGAGACACAAUCCUCCAUAGUACACAAUUAUCAUAUAUUUAAAUAAUCUAUUUUAUAUAGACGGCUAAGUUCAUCAAUUUGUACUUCUAUCAUAUGAAUAAUAUUUAAUAAUAUAAAACAUAUUGUUGGUUUACAUUCCACUAUAAUUUAUUGUAUACUCGUAACACGAAUAAAGUACGAAUGCCAUAAACGUGAAUCAACGAAAAA
Molecule: messenger RNA, 2986 nt
Organism: Zeugodacus cucurbitae (melon fly)
Lineage: Eukaryota; Metazoa; Arthropoda; Insecta; Diptera; Tephritidae
Exons: 6
Coding region: 16-2652 (878 amino acids)
Source: RefSeq, a predicted model, not a curated record